Messenger RNA from Girardinichthys multiradiatus, 2076 nucleotides. RefSeq names its product phosphorylase kinase, gamma 2 (testis) (gene phkg2). The record is from RefSeq and is a predicted model, not a curated record. The transcript is spliced from 10 exons. Bases 191 to 1363 code for a protein of 390 amino acids. Gene Ontology annotation, cellular component: phosphorylase kinase complex. Gene Ontology annotation, molecular function: ATP binding; calmodulin binding; phosphorylase kinase activity. NCBI's taxonomy places the organism in Eukaryota, Metazoa, Chordata, Actinopteri, Cyprinodontiformes, Goodeidae. Gene Ontology annotation, biological process: protein phosphorylation; glycogen biosynthetic process.
ACAUCCAGUCAAAACCGGUCAAAAACGAUUUUGCAGGAAUUUGACCAGAAUGUAAACACCGCUUGGGACUUGGCACGGAGUUUUAGUUCGGUUCAGAAACAAUCAUGGCUUCCAGUUGUCGAAUGGGUCUGUCUAACUGACUGGGCUCCGUAUAUUUGACCAUCUCCUGCAUAACUGUUGAUUCACCAUCAUGACCAAGGACAUUGUCGUUGGAGAUGAAUUACCGGACUGGGUGGGGGCGAAGGAGUUUUACCAGAAAUACGACCCCAAAGAGGUGAUCGGCCGCGGUGUGAGCAGCGUGGUGAGAAGGUGUGUGCACAGACACACAGGUCAGGAGCUGGCAGUGAAGAUUAUCGAGAUCACAGCGGAGAAGAUGACAGUCCAGCAGCUGGAGGAAGUGAAGACCUCCACCCUGAAGGAGAUCCAGGUUCUCAACAUGGUUAAGGGGCACUCCUCCAUCAUUACCCUCAUUGAUUCCUAUGAGUCCACAACGUUCAUAUUUCUGGUGUUUGACCUCAUGAGAAGAGGAGAGCUGUUUGACUACCUCACAGAGAAAGUUACUCUGAGUGAGAAGGAGACUAGAAGCAUAAUGCGAGCUCUGCUGGAGGCUGUGGAAUACCUGCACUCCCUCAACAUUGUUCACCGGGAUCUGAAACCUGAGAACAUUCUCCUUGAUGAUCAUGGGCACAUUAAACUCUCUGACUUUGGCUUCUCUGUGCAGCUACAACCUGGAGAGAAGCUCAGAGAGCUCUGUGGAACACCUGGUUAUUUGGCCCCUGAAAUACUGAAAUGUUCCAUGGAUGAGAUGCAUCCAGGCUAUGGCAAGGAGGUGGACCUCUGGGCCUGUGGGGUCAUCCUCUUCACCCUACUGGCCGGAUCGCCUCCUUUUUGGCACCGCAAACAGAUGCUGAUGCUGAGGAUGAUCAUGGAGGGGCGCUAUCAGUUCAGCUCCCCAGAGUGGGACGACAGAUCUGACACCGUGAAAGACCUGAUAUCCAGGCUGCUGGUGGUUGAUCCCACUGGCAGGCUUACUGCAGAACAAGCUUUAGCUCAUCCCUUCUUCAGGCUGUAUCAGAAGGAGGACGUUCGUCUCUUUAGUCCUAGGAAGACAUUCAGGGUAUUGAUAGUGAGCGUGCUCGCUUGUAUCAGGAUGUACAGCCGGUACCGCAGGGCCCGGCCUCUGACCCGGGAGGUGCUGGCCAGAGACCCUUACUCCCUCCGCGGCGUCCGCAAGCUGAUCGACGGCUGCGCUUUCCGCAUCUACGGCCACUGGGUGAAGAAGGGCGAGCAGCAGAACCGGGCCGCUCUGUUUCAGAACACAGCUAAGAUUGUGCUGCUGGGCCUGGAGGACUUUGAGACGUAGAACCAGUUCAACCUAGUUCCUGAGCCUGUCGAUUUUUAUCUUGUUUUAUUUAACCAUGUGCAUGUGCUGUCAUAUCGUGUCAGUAUUUGUCCAGAUGUGUUACUGUUUGAUUCUGAUAUGUUCAAUUCAGGGAUCAGGAAAUCUGUGUGCCUUGCAGCACACUGAGGCACGUUGCAAGUUCAAUACGCACGUAUAUGUUGAUAUUCCUUAUCUGUGUUGAUCCAAGAUUGUGACUAUUUGAACCUUUUUUUCUCUGUUAGUUCAUCCUGUUUGCAACGCACUUUGUAGUAAGGGACACAUUGCACAACAAUUUGUUGGAACCUGUAUAAGUAUGCUAUGUAUAUUUACAUUUUACCUGCUAAUCAUUUAUUUUAAUGAUGCUCUUCCAAGCAUUGCACAAGUUAAUUGGAACUGAAACCAUUCAGAUUAUUUUUAUAGACACGUAGAUGUUGUUUUAAUGUUCAAAUGUAACGCUCUUCCAGAGCUGAAUAUCAGUACUGUAGGAUGUGUUUGAAACAGUCGAGAUGAUUGGAGAGGAUAACCACUCACACUGAUUGUAAAAACUAGGAGCAACAGUUCCUUCUCUGCUCUGAUUUGUAACAUUUCCAUUUAAAGUGCCUGCUUGAGAAAUGCAGAACUGAAUGGUACUGUAUGUGCGUACAAAUGUUUUACUGGCAAUAAAACAGAUGUUUAAAUUGUUUUAUUUAACGACA